AUGGAUGACCAUGUGUGUAGAAUACUCCUUUCUGUAAGGAACUCGUUUUCCAAUAUAUUAGACAGUAAUGGAAACUAUCAAUUUACUAUGAAUGAAGGAAUUUUUAGUAAUUAUUGUACUAGUAACACAUGUAGUAGUAAUCUCGAAAAAAUUAAUGCUGGAUGUUUAUAUUUGUUUGAUGCAUUCUUUAAGGAUUCUUCUGUGUUUGAGUCUGUUGCAAAAAGUAACAUAAAUAUUGUUGAAUACAUUAUGAUAUGGUUAAGUUAUAUGCUAAACUUAAUCAAAAAUGAACAAGACAACAGUCUAGAAUAUUUUUAUAAUACAUAUAUAAAGGGUGACCAUAAUUAUAAAAAGUCUAUAGUGAAUACUACGGGGUAUAGUAAUUAUAAGGAACUUAUAGAAAAAAAAAAUCUGAUGAAUAUGAAUAUUAAAGAUAUAUCUAAAUUAUAUGAUGCAUUUACUAAAUUAUGUAUGAUGCAUCUUGAAUUUGAUAAGAAAAAUCCAAAUUGCGCGAAAUAUUUGAAAGAAGCUAAAGAAUUUGUUGAAAAAUAUAAAAAACUUAAGGACGAUUCUAAUAUUAAUGAAAAGAGUUCAUAUGCUCAACUAUUGUCUACUUUAUUAAAUGAUUAUAAUAAUUUUAUAAACAAAUGUAGUGGUGUUAAUUGUACAAAUCUUCCACCCCUUGUAACGAUAGAAGAAAUACAAAGUUCUGCACAAAGUUCUGGACAUAGUUCUGGACAUAAUUCUGUACAUAGUUCUGGACAUAAUUCUGUACAUAGUUCUGGACAUAGUUCUGGACAUAGUUCUGUACAUAAUUCUGGACAAAUUUCUGAACAAAUAUCUGGACAAAUUUCUGAAGAUCCAUCAAGUUCGUCGAUAGGAAACAAAUUGUUUACAGUUUUAUCGAUAUUUGGUGCAAUAGCAUUUUUUUUAGGAAUUUCUUAUAAGUAUUCGUUAUUUGGAUUUCGGAAACGAGCUCAAAAACAAUAUUUAAGAGAAAAAAUAAAAAAUAUAAAGAAGAGAAUGAAUCAUUAA
Messenger RNA from Plasmodium berghei ANKA, 1035 nucleotides. RefSeq names its product BIR protein. Lineage: Eukaryota; Apicomplexa; Aconoidasida; Haemosporida; Plasmodiidae. The coding region runs from base 1 to 1035 and encodes 344 amino acids. The record is from RefSeq and is a predicted model, not a curated record. The transcript is spliced from 3 exons.